AUACAGAAACAGCACGUGAUUCUGUUUAUAUUGUGUAUCCCGCGAGUUUCUUAUCUUUCGCUAUCGGAUCCCCACCGUUCCGAAUCAGGAACAUAUAAGGCUAUCCCCAACACCCGAGCCAGGUGGCUCGUCCCAGCGGAGAAGGGCGCCAUUUGUGAUAGAAUAACCCAGCUAUCGGGAUAA
Aspergillus heteromorphus CBS 117.55 is the source of this 183-nucleotide messenger RNA. RefSeq lists its product as uncharacterized. Lineage: Eukaryota; Fungi; Ascomycota; Eurotiomycetes; Eurotiales; Aspergillaceae. The transcript has a single exon. The annotation marks the transcript as partial. The record is from RefSeq and is a predicted model, not a curated record.